Messenger RNA from Coffea eugenioides, 1057 nucleotides. Its product is annotated as dirigent protein 17-like. Lineage: Eukaryota; Viridiplantae; Streptophyta; Magnoliopsida; Gentianales; Rubiaceae. Bases 374 to 820 code for a protein of 148 amino acids. The transcript is spliced from 2 exons. The record is from RefSeq and is a predicted model, not a curated record.
CCUCAGGUGAAUUCUAGAUGCAAAUGAAAGACUGGGAAGUCGGGUUUUUAGCGGGUUUUAGCAAGAAAAGAGUUAAGGAAGAAAUAGAGAAAAAAUAGACAAAUAUAAGACUUGAGGCUAGAGAAAAAUCGGGGUUUUCUUUGGGGGUUCUCCGACGAGGAAGGAGAAGCAGAGAAGACGAAGAGAAGAAAAAUGGGGGAUUUUUUCUGAGAAUUAUUUCUGAGAAAGAAACUUCAGAAAAGAUUCGUCCUUUUUUCAAAGUCCCUCUUCUUCUUCUUUGGCUUCUCAAACUAUUUUGCAGCUCAGCUCUCACUGUUCUUUAUCUACUGAGGACAUUAGUUUUCACAAAAUUAAGGACGUUACCUGGUAUUAAAUGGACAACACGUGCAAAGUGGAAGAAUUAGAGAUGCCAGUAACAGGGAUCUUUCAGCUACCAGGAGAACCUGCCAUUGUGAUAAAUGGCCUGCCUCCAAUGGGUCCAAGAGAUUCUGCUCCUUCUACUAGUAAUGUUGUUAGCGAUGCUAAGCAACAUGAAAAUCCUGGUUUUGGUGAAUGGUUGGUUGGAAGAGAAGUUCUGAAAUUAUUCGGAGGACAGUAUUAUGCUGGAAAAGUCGCCAAGUAUGAUGAGGAAAUGGGCUGGUACAGGGUGGUCUAUGAAGAUGGUGACUCUGAAGAUCUCGAAUGGAAUGAGUUGGAAGAAGUGCUUCGUCCCCUGGAUAUCAUGGUGCCUUUGAAAUCUAUAUCAGCAAAAAUAAUUAGGAGGCAACAAAAAUCUGUUCAGAAGCCUGCAAAACUUGGGACUGGUAACAUGCUAGGUUAGUCAAUGAACGAUGGUAACUCUUGAACAAGCUAGCUUCAUGUCGGAAACUCAUCGAAGCUAGCAAGCAGUUAUAUACCAGGCGAAGUUGCAUCCGAAUUUGUGCUGCCAUUUAAAUACGGUGUUGUGUCCCGAUCCUGGUUUUAAUAACUGAAGAAGAAAAAUCUCAUGAUCGUCUAGUUGCCUACUUUCUAGGACUUGUAUGUUUUACAUGGGAGUAAAAUAUUGGAUUUUGACCGA